UUUUCAGCACGGAAUGUUAUAACAUAUAUAUAUCUCUAGAUUUCUGGUUACUGACUAACCCUGUCAAAGAGGCAUAGAGAUCCAGGAGAGAAUAAAUUUGUCCAAAAACAAGAAUACCCAAUUCCUGCCAUCCUCCUUUGGAAGUCUUACGACGAUGAUGACGUUGAAGUUGAGUGGAUUCUGCGACUGUGAAGGAUGCUGGCGUAAGGUGAAUGAUGCUCUCUCCGGUAUCAAAGGGAUUAAAGGGAGAUUAAUAGACAAAAAGAAGUUCCUUGUCACUGUCAAUGUCACUGGCACUGUGGACACUGAAGCCUUGGAAGCAAGAUUGGCUAAGAUAAGAAAGGGUGUCAAGGUUGAGGUUAUAUUCCAAGGUGACGGGGAAAAGAAGGAAGAAGAAAAGAAGCCGAAAGAGGAAGCUAAUUUUAAUGGGCCCUAUAAUGAUCCCCAACCCUAUGCUUAUUUUAAUGGGCCCUAUAAUGAUCCCCAACCGUAUGCUUAUUUUAAUGGGCAGUAUAAUGAUCCCCAACCCCAAGGUCUUGCUGAUGGUAGUGGGCUCUAUAAUGAUCCCCAACCCUAUGCUUAUUUUAAUGGGCUCUAUAAUGAUCCCCAACCCUAUGCUUAUUUUAAUGGGUCCUCUAACGAUCCCCAACUCUUAGGUCUUGCUAAUGGUAGUGGACCCUAUAAUGACGCCGAAGCUGGUCCAUCUAAUAUAGGGGGAUAUAGUACUGAGCCCAUGGGUGAACAGAACUUAGAACACGAGCUUGCAAGAUAUCUGUGUGAUUAUGGGCUUGACUAUGGCCCACACUUUCCUUUUGGCGAAGAUGUCGUCCCACCCUAUGUUUAUUUUAAUGGGUCCUAUAAUGAUCCCCCACCCCAAGGUCUUGCUGAUGGUAGUGGGCCCUAUAGUUAUCCCCCGGCCCAAGACCUUGCUCAUGGUAACGGGCCCUAUAAUUAUCACCCAUCGCAAGACCUUGCUGAUGAAAUUUCCAAUGCAUGUUCUAUUAUGUGAGCUAUUCAUUCAAAAAGAAAUAAAAAUCGACUACAGUAAGUAGUGGAUGGUA
Molecule: messenger RNA, 1061 nt
Organism: Populus nigra (black poplar)
Lineage: Eukaryota; Viridiplantae; Streptophyta; Magnoliopsida; Malpighiales; Salicaceae
Exons: 3
Coding region: 155-1009 (284 amino acids)
Molecular function (GO): metal ion binding
Source: RefSeq, a predicted model, not a curated record